UCGCUUCCUAUCUGCAACAACCAACAGUGCCAAGAGAAGCCUGCAGAGAGCGCCCGCACAACACAAGUCCCCUCCUGGGCUCCUAGCGUCCUCUUCUCUCUCCCCCUCCUGGCCUCCUCUCCGUUCUCCAGUCGCCCGAUUCCAACACAUGGAUCAUCUGCCAUCAUGCUCUGGUUCACUACAUCAGUUUUAAUUUUGUUCGAUUUUGGAUUUGGUUUAGGAAGGGUUCACAGGACUGAGAGGAAACUCACAGUUCAGUAGUCAUAUCUGAGCAAGAGUUCCACCUGUGGCUUUUGUUCUCAAGCAAUUGUCAAUGUUUGUUCAUGGGAUCAUGGGAUGUGACCAAGGCAUUUAGUGAUCCCGUCAAGAUUCAGCAAGUCAAGAAGAAUUGGAGGUAGCAGUUAUACUAGGAGAGAGAAAUUCCCCCCUCUUUUCUGUUUCUUGCAUUUAUUUUGGGCUUUGUAAGUAUAUGUGCGGAAGUGAGGAGGCAUCCGAGAUUCAAAGGGAGGACAUGCAUUCCGGUACAAGGCGAGAGGAGAAUUGAGUUUGAAUUCUCUUGCGGGCGUGGAGACAUGAAGAACGGCAGCGGCGGCGCCUCCGCACCCAGCGCCGGCGGCGGCAGCCUGGCGAUCGCCGAGCGGCAGAAGCCGACGCCAUCGUGCGUGGCGGCGCUGUUCCAGAUGUUCGCCAGGAGGAAGCUCUUCUCCUCAUCCUCAAAGAAGAGCAAGCUACUCCCCUCAGUGCGCGCACAGAAGUUCUCGCCUGGGAGACCGGCGAGCGGCGGCGAGAAGACGGCGGCGGCCAAGAUGAGGCCCCUUUUGCUUGAUUCUGCAGAUUACUCAAGGAGCAAAGUUGAAAGCAAUGGCACCAGUCACUACCCACAGCCUGGCCAAGACAGAAACUGCAGUGAGAAUGAAAUGUGUGCUCCAGGAGUGGUAGCCCGGCUGAUGGGUCUCAGCUCGAUGCCGACAGUGAACCAUCUACGGCCGACCAAAGCCGCAGACUCCACCAAGCUCGGGGACCACUGGAAUUCAGGCCCUCAAGAUUGGUCCGGUACAUCUCGGAGCAUAUACACAUCGCCUCAGAAGCAACAGAAGACAGGGCAGGUCUUAGAUGAUCGGCGGCAGGACAAUGGAAGUCAGUUCAAUGCUCCAGAUACACGGCCAUUGUGGCCACGAAGGCAUGCACACAAGGUGGCCUCACCUAUUAAGAGCCCAAGGUCGAUGUCCAGCAGGAACAAGGCUCGGCUGAUUGAAGCAGCAGUCAAGGUUCUGGAACCUGGGUUGCAAUCAAGGACUCGCCGUCUCUCACGGCGACAUGCAUAUUUGGAGUAUCCAUGCAGCAGUGAUGAUGGUGUGCCUGGUGCUGCUGCUGUCUUGCAUAAUUUGUCUGAUCAAUUCUUAAGGGAUGUGUCUGAUGUCGAUGCACAAAGAUUAGGUGCUCACAACAUGGAGGCUACAUCUCUGCACAACUCAACCUCUAAUAAGUGGAUUGAAGAGGAUACUAGCAGAAAUACUUUUCUGUUUAGGAGGUCAGACCAGAAUGUACCGUGUCAAAUUCAACCUGAAGGAAAUGGCUCGAGUGAGAAACCUGCGUUUGAGGACAGGGCUAAGAGGACCUCCAAUUGUGCUGCUGUUACAAAUAGAAAUAGAGAUGCCCGAAAAAUUCAUCCUAGGAACAGAUCCCGGGAGAGCGCUUGUCGUGGCCCUCUUAAGCAAAACAACCUGAAGCAGAAUACACUACCUGCAGCUUGUAGAGAGGCAGAUCCAGGAUAUAUGGUCCAAAGGAAUCAACAUAGAAGUAGGGAGCAAAAUGCGAUAAACACAGCCCAGGACUUUGUUUCUCUGAACAAAAGGAUGAGUGACAGUAAAUCUUUGAGGUCAAAAAGAAAGGAGUUGGAUAGAUUUGGUGAGUCUCGUACUAAUGUAGAGAACAAGAACAUGACCAUAAAAGGUCGUCAAAGCAGCAGCAUGCAUAGUGAUACUUCUAACAAACUGAAGCUAAAGACUGUAACUGUAACGCCAAAAUCUAUGGAGAAAGAUAUAAUAAUUGCAAAAGGAGCAGGAUUGGUCAGUGAGAAGCCGAAGUCUGCCAGUCAAAACUGUGCAAGGAGUGAUUUCCAGAGACAGUCAGUUCCAUGCAACGUUUCGAGGGGUAACAAGAAAUCAGGCAUUAUUUCUUCCAAUUUCAGCUCACCAGUGAAAGUUGAUGCCACUUCUUUGUGUGGUGACAAUGCUACAAGAAUGGGUACCGUUGUUCAGGGAUCUCCAGUCAGUGCUUGCUCUAAGAGACACUCUCGUAGAGACUGGCAAAGAGGAUUAGUUUCCAGGGAAGUAUUACAAGGCAUAUCAAGUCUGGAGGCCACAGAAUCAGUUUUCUUUAACCAAGAUGAGUUGAAAAAUAGAGAUAUUCCUGGUGGUAGACCAGCCUCUUCUUUGUUUGAAAAGAAGUGGGCUGUACGUGUUACAGAAGAAUCUUUGAGUGAUGCGCUGCUACACCAGCGCAACUCAGUGGAUACUGUGACUUAUGGCUUCAGAGACAAUUCUAAACGGGUCCAGAUGUGUGAAACUCGUAAGAAGCAUGAGGCUGAUGCAAAAUGUUGCAGUCCAUCUCCAUCUAUAUCCAGAGGUAGCAAUAAGAAAACCCAUACAUCUACUCUGCAAUCUACAUAUGCGGAUGACGCCUUUGUUCCAUGUAUUCCCCUCAAAACUGCAGAAGCCGCCUUCACCGACUGCCAUCCAACAGAGACAUGUACACCGGCUGCUAGCAUGCAAGAUGCAACUACAGAGAGCAACCCCAGGUGUUCCGAGCCCAACUUUGGCCAGCACGGUGCUCAACCGUUCGAGCUGGAAGUCCAAGACGGCAAGCUGAAACACCCUGAAGAGGUUACAACAACCGUCGAGCUGCUGCUAACAAACGUCCGCUCUUCUACUCGACAUAAAUCAAAGGAGACGUCCAGGACGUUCCUCCUCCGGACAAUUGAGUCUGCUCUGUCCACCUUGACGCCGGGCUCCAAGCAGGAUCUCAACAACACCAUCAAGGAGGCCAAGGAAGCGAGCUCGCUAAGGAACCUCGCGCUCGAUCUCGUCUGGGACUGCCUGGACUCGAUGUGCACCCAGCUCUGCGACUCGGGCUACAGGUCGUUCACGAAGCUGGGCCUGGUCUGCACCGAGGAGAGGCUGGUUGCGGAGGUCGCCAGGUGCAGCGACAUGGCUGGGUGGGGUUUGGACGAACUGGCUGUUAAUGAAGUGGAGAAAGCGGUUGAAGCUGGCAUUAAUUCGAUGCAGCAGGAAGCGUUUCAGAUCGGAGCCCAGAUCGAGCAGGAUCUGGUCCAGGAGCUUGUGGACGAGAUCGGGCUUGACUUGUUCAGGGGCGACAGGCGAGGAGAACUAGAGCGCACUGGCGCACUGCUCCCUCAUACCGCUCCGCCUCGUACGGCCACGGGGAAAGGAGGUUGGGGCCUUUGUCUGAGCGGGUGAGAAUAAUCAAUCAAGACGCGCGCCCGCAGCGCGCGCUCCGCGCCGUGCGCCUGCGGUGCCGCGUGCUAGAGAUCAAGACGAGGAAUUCAGGGCGCCUCGCUCGGGAAAGGGAAGAACAAUCAAUGAGCUGGCCGCGUCGUUGGUCUGGACCCUGAGGCCUGAGGGUCUCCCGCACGGGUCAAGACUCACGGUUCAAGACCGGCUGGGCAGAUUCGGUUUCGGUCGUCUCGUUCUCGUGGCAACUGCGUGGAUAGAAAACGACCGACGCCAAUCCGCAGUGGAGGACUGGAACCUAUCAAGCGACCGGCUAUGAAACGAAAACGAAUGCCUUUGUUAUCACAGCUACAAGCACAAGGUUUCUCGCCCGUAGAUAUAAAUAUCUACAAAUGAAUCGCAGAAAAGAAAUUACAAAGUGUGAAACUUGCAGGGGGGGGGGGGGGGAGUCUCGCCUGGUUAGUUUGAUGUAGAACACUCUACCGUGUCGGUCUUGAUGACCCUGGUGUUGUACGAACCACAGAAGCCACAUUUGUGGUAGAGCCAAUGGAACCGUGAUCUGCCUUUUCUCUCA
Molecule: messenger RNA, 4047 nt
Organism: Panicum virgatum (switchgrass)
Lineage: Eukaryota; Viridiplantae; Streptophyta; Magnoliopsida; Poales; Poaceae
Exons: 6
Coding region: 573-3479 (968 amino acids)
Source: RefSeq, a predicted model, not a curated record